Naumovozyma dairenensis CBS 421 is the source of this 2151-nucleotide messenger RNA. It is a transcript of the gene MSS116, whose product is annotated as ATP-dependent RNA helicase. Bases 1 to 2151 code for a protein of 716 amino acids. The record is from RefSeq and is a predicted model, not a curated record. NCBI's taxonomy places the organism in Eukaryota, Fungi, Ascomycota, Saccharomycetes, Saccharomycetales, Saccharomycetaceae. Gene Ontology annotation, cellular component: mitochondrion. The transcript has a single exon. Gene Ontology annotation, molecular function: nucleic acid binding; ATP binding.
AUGCUCUUACGUAUCCAUAGAAGGUCAAACUUACCGUCGAGGUUACUUCUGUCUUCACUGAGUAAAGUCGCUGGUAUUACUACUAGCAACGACAAUAGUUCCGCUACUACCGUAUUUACUGAAGCAAGGAGACACUAUUAUCAAGAAGGUGGCUCCAAGAAUAGUAGUAAUAAUAAUAACAGAGGUUCCAAAAGAAGAGAUUGGGAUUCUGAUUCCAGAGGUCCUCGUUAUUCAAAACAUUACAACAACAAUAAUGAUAGAGGCAGCAGUAAUUCGGGUUAUUUUAACACCAAGAACUAUGGUGGUAACAGAGGAGGAAGAUCCAGCGGUGGCCGUGGUGGUAGCAGCAGCAGACAAUAUCCUCCAAGAAGAUACGACACAAUGGAGGACGCAGAACCAACUUUAGAGACAAAUUCAAAGUUUACCAAAAAGGUCGUUAGAUUAGAUAGUACAAACAAUAACGAGGAAGUCACACUGGACCAACUUCAUGAGGAAGGUAUUAUUGAUACUAUGCUACAUAAAUCGAUUUCGAGAAUGGGGUUUCCUGGAUUAUCUCCAGUACAACAACGUACUAUUAAACCAAUCUUAUCCUCUACGACAAAUGAUGAUGUCAUUGCCAGGGCUAAGACUGGGACGGGGAAAACUUUUGCAUUCUUAAUUCCUAUGUUUCAACAUUUGAUUAAUACUCAAUUGGAUUCAAGGUAUAUGGUUAAAUGUGUCAUAGUGGCACCAACGAGAGAUUUGGCAUUACAAAUUGAAGCGGAAGUUAAAAAGAUUCAUGAUCAUAAUUAUGGCUUGAAAAAAUUUGGUUGCGUUUCAUUGGUGGGUGGUACCAAUUUCGGUAUGGCAAUGAGAAGAAUGGAUCAAAUUAGACCUAAUAUCGUCAUUGCUACCCCGGGAAGAUUGAUUGAUGUCUUACAGAAAUAUGGUAACAAAUUCUUUAAAUAUGUCGAUUUCAAAAUUUUGGACGAGGCUGAUAGAUUAUUGGAAAUCGGAUUCAAGGAAGAUUUGGAAUUCGUUUCUGGUUAUUUGAAUGACAUUAAUGCAAAGGCUAAGGAUCAUAUAAGAACGUUGUUAUUUUCUGCCACUUUAGAUGAAAAAGUUCAAGUCUUAGCUAAUGAAAUUAUGAAUAAAGAUCAAUGUUUAUUUUUAGACACUGUGGAUAAGAAUGAACCAGAAGCUCAUGAAAAGAUUGACCAAGCUGUGGUAGUUACAAACCAUUUUGCUGAAAGUGUUUAUGCCACGUUAGAUCAUUUACAGAAACAAAUCGUUGCUGAUCCUGGUUAUAAAGGUAUAUUAUUUGCUCCUACUGUCAAAUUCACAAGAUUCAUUGCAAAAUUAUUACAAAAAGAAUUUACAAAUGAUUUACCUGUAUUGGAAUUCCAUGGUCAAUUAGAUCAAAGAAGAAGAACUAACCUUGUCAACAAUUUCAAGAAAAUGGAGAAGGGAUUAUUGGUUUGUACAGAUGUAGGAGCUCGUGGUAUGGACUUCCCUAACGUUAAAGAAGUUCUUCAAGUCGGUGUCCCAUCUGAAUUACCAAAUUAUAUUCAUAGGAUUGGUAGAACUGCUCGUAGUGGUAAAGAAGGUUCUUCAACUUUAUUUAUUUGUAAAGAUGAGUUACCAUUCAUCGAUAGAUUGAAAUUCGAGAAAAACAUUAUUAUUGAAAAUUCCAGAGAUUUCCAACCUGAUGAAGAAAUGAGAACGGAAUUUGCCAAGAAGAUUGAAGAAAAUUCAUCUUUAGGGUUUGGCGAGGUUUUAAUUAGUGUCAUUUCAUUUUAUAGAUCAUGCAUUAAAGAAUAUGGGUUCCGUGAAAGAGAUAUUCUACCAGAAAUUGCAUCGUCAUACGCCGUUUUAUUAAAUAAACCUGAUGCUAAGAUUCCUGUGGAAAGUUUCUCCUUCCUUGAAAAAAUGGGGUUAGCUCGUAACGGCAGAGUACGUGAUAUGUUUGAAGUGAAACCAAGAAACUAUGAUGAGGAAGGAGAUGGUAACGAUGAAUUCAAUGGUGAAGAUAAUGAUAGCUUUGGUGACGGAGGUAACUAUAGAUAUAAUAACAACAACCGCAGAGGGAAUUAUGGUCAUAGUAACAACCGUAGAAACAACUACAAUUCAAACAGACGUAGAACAUAUGAUAACAAUAACUCAUUUGAAUAA